UUAUCAACGUACCUAUUUGUUGUCUAUCUUAUCAAAGGUCGUCUAAUGACACAUUGGUGCAUUCUGAUAGCAUCACUAUCUUCACUUGUAAAUAAUAAAACAAAAUUUAUCGACAAUAAUAUUACGUAAUAAAUGAAUACCUACUACAUUAUCAAACUAAACACACCAUUGAAAGUUUUUCUCUAUAAUUCCUAAUUAUCUUUUCGACUAAUUGAAAGAAAUUUGUAAUUAACUAAUAAACGCCUAGGCUUAUAUGAACUGUUUAAAAUCAAAUCAUCAUUUAUCAAAUUCGUCUUUACGAUUUAACAUCGUACAAAGGUUUCAAUCUAAAAAACUGUGGAAUCCUACAUAAGAAAGUAAUCCACAUAAUAAUCAAUAUCCUUUUUAAAUAAUUGAAGGCACGCUCUAUUGAAGAUGGAUAGAAAUUUAAAUUUAUGUGUUUUGUCAUAUGUCGUAAUUGCUACAUUAAUAACAGAAUUGUGUGUUGCUACUCCUAUAGAACCACAUUAUGAGAUCGACUCUCAAAGUGUUCAACAUAUUGGAGAAAUACCAGCUGCUGCUUACGAAUACACAAUAGUUCCAAGCAGUGAAUAUACUUUGAAGGAAAACAGCACGUCGGAAAUAUCACUCGUGGAUUGCAUUUUAACUCCCUUAACUUUACUGGCGAAUAUAGGAUUCAAUGCUGUGUCAAUAGUGAAGUGGAUUCUGAUCACAUUCAGCCCAGUGCUUCUUGGAAUGAGUCUUGUUAUCCUAUUCUGUGCUUUCACUGAUUACUGCACGCUCACUUUUGAAUACCCAUUUUCGAGUGAUUUUACGAUUAGCCCUUAUCUGGACAAUGUAGAACAAUUUGUUGUUGAGAGUUACAACAAAUACCACAAUCUACAAUAUCAGAUAUUAUGACUGCAGUUUUCAAAGGGGCAAUUUUCUUGAUAGUUAUAUUAUAUUUAAAGUUACUUAUAGGUGUUACUAUUUAAAUAUUUAGUGAAAUAAAUUGAUUAAU
Molecule: messenger RNA, 1000 nt
Organism: Manduca sexta (tobacco hornworm)
Lineage: Eukaryota; Metazoa; Arthropoda; Insecta; Lepidoptera; Sphingidae
Exons: 3
Coding region: 415-900 (161 amino acids)
Source: RefSeq, a predicted model, not a curated record